Molecule: messenger RNA, 3940 nt
Organism: Paralichthys olivaceus (Japanese flounder)
Lineage: Eukaryota; Metazoa; Chordata; Actinopteri; Pleuronectiformes; Paralichthyidae
Gene: egln2
Product: egl-9 family hypoxia-inducible factor 2
Biological process (GO): peptidyl-proline hydroxylation to 4-hydroxy-L-proline; cellular response to hypoxia
Cellular component (GO): nucleus; cytoplasm
Molecular function (GO): peptidyl-proline 4-dioxygenase activity; ferrous iron binding; L-ascorbic acid binding
Source: RefSeq, a predicted model, not a curated record
AGGAGGAGGAGGAGCGAAGAGUGAAGAGCGAGUAGGAGGUGAAGAGAGGAGCACACGCUCUCCGCGACACACCGGGGAGAGCAGUGUGGUGGUCUCAGGGACUUCGCGUGGCUCCGGUGGGUCGCUCUCCCUCCCUGCGUCCCGCUGUCAGGUGUAACGUGUCGGGGCACCGUCAGCCUCCUCCUCCGCCUCCAUAUUAUUUAUAACCGACAAGAGAACUGGAUGGGACGCACCGCACCACGCACACGCACGCACGGGCAAUCCCGGAAAUAACAUGCGUACUCUCAGCCUGUCACGUACACUCACGGAGGAUUUGCGUUGCUGCAGGCGCACGUAGAUCUAAGACACAGCACCCAGAUGUUUAGAAGCUGGACACAAAUAAACACCCAGCAGCUCCAGUGGGUUGAAUGAGACUAAAUUGGUUAAGUGGGGAACAAGUGUGUUUGGACUCGGACAUGAAACUUCUCCUCUCCGCUGUGUGGCUCAGCUGCUCAGCCAGAAAAUGAGGCGAGGACGUGAGCUACGUGCGCACCCAGCACAUGACGAGAUGAAAUGGAGAGCUUGGGACACACGGACCUUUUAAACCCAAGCUCCUCCCGCGGAUCAGUCGCAGCCUCAGCCCCGCAGCAGCAGAACCAGCACCAGCACCAGGGGAGGACGAGCGGCCGAGCACCAGUAGAAAUCCACCGCGCGUACCAGGAGGACAUGGGGCUGAAAGGCUUCUGCGCGCCGCCGGUCGGCAGCCCCACCGCCGCGGAGCUCCUCGCGGGUCUGGCCUCUCAGACCGACUCACCUGGGAUCACCGCGCCGACGAAGCAGUGCAAGACCGGCGUGCCGCUCUACAACGCCGGGGUGGUGUCUCCCUCCGCCACCGUGGAGGGCAGCCACGCAGGCGUCACGGCGCACACACCGAGCGGUUACCCGCCGCAGAUGAAGGGGUUGGCGGGUGCAACUGGGGACCUCGUUUACCAGUUCACCAGCAGGGCUUUUCUGGGGGAGAACGGGGACUGGACUGCUCAUGAGAAGUGCCCUUUAGGGACGAGGAGGGUCAACAGUGACCUGAAAGUCAGACAAGUGCUCCCACAGAAACGGAGGGGUGGAGAGAACCGGGACAUGGAGACUCUUAAUGGUGUGGUGGUGGGGUCACUGGGGUCAGGGGGCUCUGUUUGUCCUGUGUUUGCCCCCAGAGAUCUGGAUAUAAAGAGGAGACGGUUGGCAGAGGGAAGCGUGGCCCACGUAUCUCUAGAGGCCCCCAGGGUGGCACGAGCAGUCGCUCCACUCACAGCCACCAUCAACAGCAGCAACAGUUCCCAUUGCAACCAAAUGAUCAGUCAUGUGCACUGUGUCCCCCCCAAGUCUCCCUUCACCUCUCCUGCCCUUCACACUAACCAGCACAAUGGACUCAAGGUGGCCUCCUUGGGCUCGCCCUCUGCACCCAGCAAGAGCUCCCCGAUCGAGGCCAAUUGCAUCCCGACCACACCACCUCCUACAGGGGCCGGCUGGUCGGCUGAGCGCAUAGCCCAGCAGUACAUCGUCCCUUGCAUGAAAUACUAUGGCAUCUGCGUGAAGGACAACUUCCUGGGCCUUCAGCUGGGCGACAGGGUCUUGGAGGAGGUGGAGGUCCUAAACCACAGUGGGAAAUUUCAGGGCGGGCAGCUGGUGAGCCAGAGGAGCAUCCCCUCAGGGAACAUCCGGGGAGACCAGAUCGCCUGGGUGGAGGGACACGAGCCCGGCUGCGAGAGCAUCACGGCGCUGAUGGCUCACAUUGAUGAGGCCGUCAUGUACAGCGCUGCCAAUGGACAGCUGGGUGACUGUGUCAUCAAUGGACGCACCAAGGCAAUGGUUGCCUGUUACCCAGGUAACGGGGCGGGGUAUGUCCGCCAUGUUGACAAUCCUAAGGGCGAUGGUCGCUGCAUCACAUGUAUCUACUAUCUUAACAAGAACUGGGAUGUGAAGAAACAAGGAGGGUUGUUGCAGAUCUACCCUGAAGGUAAAAAUGUGGUCGCCAACAUCGAACCUCUGUUUGACCGACUGCUCAUCUUCUGGUCCGACCGCAGGAACCCGCAUGAAGUCAAACCAGCCUAUGCCACUCGCUAUGCCAUCACAGUCUGGUACUUUGAUGCCAAAGAGAGAGCAGAGGCUAAAGAGAAAUACAGAUUGGCAACGGGACAGAAAGGUGUUCAAGUGCCUGUCACUCAAAACAACAGGACAUAAAUCAUCUGUUUGGUGGAGAGCACUCUGAAAUAUUAUGUGCCUUCAAAAACUGCUAAUGGACGUUGUGAUCGUAAAAGGGAGACGCUGUUAAACUGUCAGUCAACUCGGCAGCUCCACGCCACUCUUAACAACGUCAGCUCGCAUGUCCACAUCACAGGCUGUCAUGUUUUCCUGCCAUGCGAUUGGCCUGCUGCUGAUCAAAAAUAUGGCAGAUACAGAGCACAACGCAUUGGAUUGAAUUGUGGUAAAGUUGGAUGACGCAUCUUCAUAACUGGCUCAGUCUCACCGAAUCACCCAUGAAGACAACAAACUAAAAGAAACACACUGCUUAAUUUCAUUUCAUUGGGGUUUUGCCCGUUCAGUUAUCAGUGAUGUGUUGAGAAACCAUAGUUUUACUCUGCUCUGGUGUCACUUUCAAUUCAAACACGAGAUGCAUAAAUGAUCCAUCAGAGGCCACAGUGGGGAAUAGGGGCUUAAAGGAGUAGAAAUCAAUGAAGUUGUAUGUGAAAGACUUAUUUACCCCUUGACUGUGUUUGGUCCUCUUGUCUCAUGAUGUGGGAAAGUGUGUGAGUGGGUGAGUGUGCGUGUGCGUGUAGAGACACAGAAAGGAACUUACCCACAAAGCAUCAAAUCAUUCUCAGCCAUGAUAUAGUUGAAAGUUGCUUGUUCAAUCAGUCCUGGCUAAAGCACGAAUCCUGAACAUUUCAGGGACAUACUCACAGUUUUGUAAUCAGCAUGAGUAUAACUUUACACUUAAAUUGUACUCUGUAUAGCACAGCAAUUAUGUUUCAUGCUUUGUUCCAGGACUUUAUAACAACAUCUGUUUAAAAAUAAAAACUUUUGCUACAGCCUCAAAAUGUCCCACUGAAACCCUGAGAAUAAAGCAUGAAAGUUUGAGUAGUGGCAACUACUUUACAACUGAACCUUGACUACACAAAGGCAACAUCCACACUACUAUGUUUUACUAUGAGCCACUAAAACAAAACAUUCUGAAAUGCUGCUGGCCCGGUUGUUGUUUGAAAACUUAGCCAAACUUUGUUUUAGAUUGAAGAAAAUGUAGUAAUAUGGAUGUAGCCAAAGCUUUUCUACAUCCUUGGUGUGUAGCGCUUCCUGUUGGCCUGAAACACACGUCUCACACAUUUGAGACGGGAGGUGAGCCGACCAGAGGCGGGGGGUCAAAACAGGGUUUGAGAGUGUGUGUGGGCACGGAGACUCGGCUCUCUCCAGCUCUUUAACAUGAUGGAAACUGUAUGUAUCACCAUACAAAACACAGAAAGAAUGGUUAACAACUUUCUACUAAACAGUACUUAUCAGAGUGACGACUUCAAUCAACCUUUUCACUUCUAAAGCACAGAGUUAAGCAUGUAUGUGAACUGCAGGGUUGAAACAGUUUCAUGUGUGGGAUUGAGUAAUUGUGUAUAAAAGUGUACUUGCACAUGUAUGUGACAAAUUCCACUGUCUUGAAAGGAUUGCAGGUAUUGUCUCAGUGUAUGUUUGAUUGGUUAAAGAGAAGAUUAUCUCUCUAAAAAAAAAGCACUUUAUUGUUUGCAAUGCCAUGUGUGAAUGAUAGAAAAAAAAUAUAACUAAAAUGUAGAUUAAUGCCUUUUAUGCCGUGGAUAAUAUGACCAUUCAAAUGCAAUAGAAACUAAAACAAUGAGAACAAAUGGAAAUUGUUUGCAUAUUUUUUUUGGAUUUGGAGUAUUUAAUUAAAAGCUGUAUGUUUUUU